Lasiodiplodia theobromae is the source of this 294-nucleotide messenger RNA. RefSeq lists its product as uncharacterized. Lineage: Eukaryota; Fungi; Ascomycota; Dothideomycetes; Botryosphaeriales; Botryosphaeriaceae. The record is from RefSeq and is a predicted model, not a curated record. Bases 1 to 294 code for a protein of 97 amino acids. The transcript is spliced from 2 exons.
AUGUCUUCCAACAACACCAGCAACCCCGCCUCCAACCCUGGCCUCGUCUCCGGCCACGCCGAGUACGUCAAGGGCGCCGCAGAGAGCACCAUCGGCUCCCUGACGGGCAGCAACGCGUGGCAGAAGUCGGGCGAGCAGGCCAAGGCGCACGCCGUCGACACGAUGAAGCAGGCCUCGGCGGACCGGGACCCGGCUAGCAGCGGGUACGGCCGCGCCGAGGAGAUCGCCGGCAAAGUGACUGGCUGCGAGGGCAUGCGCGAGGAAGGUGCUGCGAGUGCCGAGAGGAAGCAAUAG